Molecule: messenger RNA, 1356 nt
Organism: Emericellopsis atlantica
Lineage: Eukaryota; Fungi; Ascomycota; Sordariomycetes; Hypocreales; Bionectriaceae
Product: white-collar 2
Exons: 2
Coding region: 1-1356 (451 amino acids)
Biological process (GO): regulation of DNA-templated transcription
Molecular function (GO): sequence-specific DNA binding; zinc ion binding; protein binding
Source: RefSeq, a predicted model, not a curated record
AUGGACGACGGCAGCGACAUGCUUUUCGAUAGCAACAUGCUCGACGCUUUCGGGUCCAUGCCGAUGCACCUCGAUGCCGAUGACGGUUCCAUGGGUCAGCAGUACAGCUCGAACAACCACAACCAACAUGCGGACCAGUCUGCAACAGAUCAAGCCGUCAUGCACUCCGAAAGUCAAUUCAACACGGCGUCCAACAAUGUGCCUGGUGCAGGGCCAAUGCCGCUGGGAUCCUUUGGCGAGAGCGGCAUGGGCCAGGGGAGCAGUACUCUGACGGAGUUCACCAAGCGCAGGAACUGGCCGGCCAAGGUUGUGGAGGAAAUCAAAGACCUCCUGCAAAUCCUAGACUCGAACGGCCGCAUAAAAUACGUAUCGCCGAGCAUUCUGCCAAUAUCGGGAUACACGAUCGAGGAGAUGACGGACGUUUUCUUGAAAGAGCUCAUCCAUCCGGACGACCAGGGCCUGUUUGUCGCCGAGCUGAACGAGUCGAUAGCGUCUGGGAACCCGAUGCGUAUGUUUUAUCGGUUCCGGAAAAAGGAUGGGACGUACACGAUCCUCGAGACGAUAGGACACGCCCAUAUUGCCGCGGCCAAGUUCGCGCCAAAUCCCAGCAACCAGUCCCCAUUCUGCCAGGCCGUCUUCAUGAUGGCGCGUCCGUAUCCGACAAAGAACGCCGGGCUGUUGGACUCGUUCCUGGAACACAAGAUUGAAAACGAGAGGUUAAAAAGACGCAUAGCGGAGCUCAGACAGGAAGAGGAUGCCGACCAUGACGAAGCGCAGCGGCAGUGGCUGCAAAGUCAAGACUCGCAGUCCGAAAUUGCGCGCACGGAGCAAAGCGGCGCUUCCGCCACGCCCUUCCACCGGGCAAUGAGCCACGACGGGUCGCGAUCCGAGAGGAGUGCGUUGAAUGCAGCCCUGACCAGAGAGAAUCUGGAGGGACAGUCAGGCGGCGCUCGGCAGGAUUCGCUCAAGGACAAGAUGGCGCGUUACGAGGGUACCUACACCGACACCAUCGAAAUGCUGACGGGGUUACGUUACAAGGACGGCGAGCGCAGCAAGGGCAUCACGACGGGCAACGCCAGCCCCACCCUCAUCAAAGGCGACGCCGGGAUCGUCAUACCCGUGGACCGCGACCCGAGGACGGGCGAAAAGAAAAAGAAGCUCAAGACUUCGGAGGAAUACGUCUGCACCGACUGCGGAACGCUCGACUCGCCCGAGUGGCGCAAAGGCCCCAACGGUCCGAAGACUUUGUGCAACGCAUGCGGUCUGCGAUGGGCGAAGAAGGAGAAGAAGAGAAACACCAACACCGCGACCAAGGUCCCCUCCAUGCAGGCCACGCCCGGCGACUCAGGGUCUUGA